Messenger RNA from Daucus carota subsp. sativus, 1471 nucleotides. RefSeq names its product E3 ubiquitin-protein ligase SPL2. Gene Ontology annotation, molecular function: ubiquitin-protein transferase activity. Bases 120 to 1280 code for a protein of 386 amino acids. The transcript has 6 exons. Gene Ontology annotation, biological process: organelle organization; protein ubiquitination. The record is from RefSeq and is a predicted model, not a curated record. NCBI's taxonomy places the organism in Eukaryota, Viridiplantae, Streptophyta, Magnoliopsida, Apiales, Apiaceae.
AGCAGUUUGCUUUGUUUACUGUGUUGUUCACUCUCUUCUCUUAUCUAAGUGUACACAACUAUAGAUACAGGAAAAGUGUAUGUAUAACAGGCAAUUGAAUUUCAAGUGAAUCAACUCCGAUGUCUGUGGACCAAGCCGCGGCGGCGGUUCUGUCGCAAAUCGCGCUCGCAGCCGACGGCGCUGUGCUCGGUUUAACCCUAGCUUACGUGGCAGUUCGUAGCAUUCUCAAAUACAGCUCUUCUUCGUCGGCGUUGCGGAAAAUUCAAGACGCUCCGGCCGUUCGCGUCUCUGAUCUCCGGUCGGUGCUAUCUUCUUCCGAUCAAGGCUCCGAUGAAGGUAGGAUCAUCGUUGUUCGUGGCUCGGUUGAGGCAAAGUCGGUUGUAGAAGGCAAUUGGAAAAGUUUGAGGCCUAAUCAUGCUCUCGUCUCGCCUGAGUCCGGCGAGAAAGGCGUUGUUUUGUUGCGAACACAAACGUGUAUAUACAACGAAUGGAGAGGAUUUUUUGGAUGGACAUCAGAUAUACGUUCCCUCUUUGCAAGAUCAUGGAAAGAGCAAGAGUCUUCAUCAUUAAGAACGGUUCCUUUUAUUCUUGUUGAUGGUGGAGUUUGGCCAUAUUCUGAUUAUGUCGUUGUAAACAUGGACGGCUCAAGACAUCCAAUACCUCUUGUAACUGUUUAUCACCACUUACAGCCGAUCACAGCUUCUCCUUAUACAUUUCUACAGGCACUUUUUGGCCAUGAGUACCCUGUCGGACUGUUGGACGAAGAGAAAAUUCUUCCAUUAGGAAAAGAUAUUACUGCGGUUGGGACUUGCAGUUUGAAAAAUGGGACUCCUGAGAUCAAAUCGUGCAAGGAUCUGCCCUAUUUCAUGUCUGACAUGACCAAGGAACAGAUGUUGGUAGAUCUCGCGUUUAGAACAAAAGUUUUGUUUUGGGGGGGAGUGGUUCUUAGUUCUCUAGCAAUAGGCGUGCUAAGUUAUGCGGCUGUAAGGAACUGGAAUAGAUGGAAAGAAUGGAGGCAAGUUAGGCGCAUCCAGCAAGAUAAUUCUGCUGCUAGCAAUGAGCCGGAUGCUCAGGUUAUAGCAGAUGAGGAAACUGGGGAUAUUCCAGAUGGGGAGCUGUGUGUGAUCUGCCUAAUGAUGAGGCGAAGGUCCGCAUUCAUUCCAUGUGGGCAUCUAGUUUGUUGCCAGCGCUGUGCACUGUCUAUAGAGCGUGAAAUAUCACCCAAAUGUCCAGUUUGCAGGCAGUCAAUUCGCACUUCAGUCAGGAUAUAUGAUUCUUGAGAUUUUCUAGGGUUGGGUACAUUUCCGGUACAAAUGUAGUGUAUAGACUUAGAUGACUGAAAGCAACUGUUUGCUGUUGGAAUACAUGGGAUAGAGAUUUUUGCAACUGUGUGUUAUAUUUUUCUUAUAAUAUAGGUGAUAACUGAAACAUUUUGUUUGAGCUAAAUUCAGUAGAAGAAAUUUUAGUUAUU